This is a messenger RNA of Dictyostelium purpureum, 423 nucleotides long. RefSeq lists its product as uncharacterized. Gene Ontology annotation, cellular component: intracellular membrane-bounded organelle. The transcript has 2 exons. Lineage: Eukaryota; Evosea; Eumycetozoa; Dictyosteliales; Dictyosteliaceae. Gene Ontology annotation, molecular function: 2 iron, 2 sulfur cluster binding. The coding region runs from base 1 to 423 and encodes 140 amino acids. The record is from RefSeq and is a predicted model, not a curated record.
AUGGAUUUUAUUCGUAAUCUUGUCGAUGGUGAACAAAAAGAAAUUCCAAAGAAACAAUGGAAUGUCAAUCAAGAAAACUUCUCUCUUGACGGUCCAUUAGCUGUCAAUCCAAAAGAUGAAGAUAAAUGGAUCUGUAGAUGUGGUCAAUCAAAAAAUUAUCCAUAUUGCGACGGUUCACACAAAGCCUACAAUGAACAACACGGAACCAAAGAAACCCCAUUAAAAGUUAACCAAGGUAAUGAUACUGUUUAUGUUUGUAGAUGUGGUUAUUCAAAAGACAAGCCAUUCUGUGAUGGUGCACACUCUAUCCUUAAAAAGGUCGAAUUAGAAAGAGAAAAUGGUGUUUUCAAUUUAGUUAGAUAUGCUCUUCCAAUUAUUCCAUUUGUUUUCUUAUCAAUUUACAUCAAAAACCAUCUUCAAUAA